CACAUGGAAGGGGAACUGGAGGAGGACAUUAAGCUGAGAGGAGGUCCUGGUGGGCUGGGGCCAACUCCCCAGGAGCAGAGGAAGCAGCCAGCAGCCUGGAUGGGCAGAGGCAAGACCAGGCCUCCGACUCCCUCUCUCCCAGAAGCUGCCCGCCCCCUCUGCCCCGCUGCUUUUGCAAAGUUUUCUGAGUUCCGUCUGCAGUACUGUGACCCGAGGGCACCUCUACAGCUGGGCCCAGAGGGACUGAAGCUGCUACUAGCAUGGCAUGGUCCUGGGAGCUUUGAGGACACCCACAGAGACAAAUGGUGCACACCAAGUGUUCGGCUGCUCAGGAACAGGCAUGGAGAAGGAAGUUGCACUGAGAAGCCCAACAGGAGUUUUGCAAGACAAAUUUUAAUGAAAGGAGAGAAGAGCACAGAAACUGAAGUUGACCACCUGCGCUCCUCCUUGGCCAAACUCGACAGAAAUCUAGAAUGCAAGGAACAAUUGCUGUGAUCCAUCAAGUCAGCCCCAGGAAAGAGAGUAGAGCUGAGAAGGCUGGAGAGAGAGAAUCUGGAGGAGCAAACGGAAAGUACCUGACUGGGUCACCAACAUCCAGGAGAGGGUCCCUGUAUGUCACGGAUCCUGGGAGGGACAACUAAUGCAUAACAACAGAUAAUGGAUCCACACUCCUUUCUGCCUCCUCCUGAUCGCAAAACCCACUACACACAUGUAAAUGCACCACACACACAUGCCCACUACACACAGAUAUAUAUAUAGAUACACAUCCACACACAUAGGGAUACACAUACACACAUACAUACAUGGACACACAUUGCACAUGUGCACAAUGCAAACAUACAUGGAUGUACACAUAAGCAUGCAUACAUAUGUGAACACAUGCACACACACACAUACCCACACUUAAUCAUAGUCUGCACACGUAUCACUGCACGCUGCUCAGGCUCCUCCAGAUCAGUCAGAAAUUAUAGGAGAUAAAACCAACAGAAUUUAAACAAAGACAAGAAAGACCUGGAAUGAUGGGCAGACUUGUCUAAUUAUUGCUAUUUUUAGAACUCAUACUGCAAGUGCUAGAAAAGAAUGGGGGUGGGGGGUGCUGACCAAAGAGAUUGCUUCAUUAUUGGAAACAGAAGAUAAGUAGGCUGAAGAGGGUGAUUGGGAAGUUGAGAACAGGGAGGCAGCUCUUCCCCUCUCCCCUCCACCCCCAUGUCUCCGUCUCCCAUUCCAGGAGCUGAGCACUAGGAGAAAGAAGGGCACAUGAGACCAGAUGAUGGAAGCCGACCUGCCUUUCCACUCUGGCUACAGACUUUCUGGAUGUGUGACCUCGAAUAUGUUCCUGAGGGCCACCUCUAGCCUAUAAGGUGUCUUUGUGCAAAUAGAAGACACCCCUUGGCACAGAUAAAUAAAGAGAAUAUUCUGGUUGGAUGCAGCACCUCAUAGUUCUUGAUCUGGCAAACAGUGCAUGGCUGAAUUUCCACCCUCCCAACAGUGCGUUUCUGCAGCAUCCCAGCUACCCAACCGCAUGCAGCAAGCAGGUGUCACUUCACAUCUGUAGACCCCUGCACGUCCUCUCCAUAAGUGAAGAUAGUAUCUUCAAAACAGGGAGAUCCAACACAGGAGACAAAAUGCAAGGCGAGAACCAAUAAUUAAAAAAAAAAAAAGUCAUUCAAGGUCUUAGGGUGCAGGCCACCCAGGACAAAGACUGGGAGGAGCAUGGGUUCUCUGCCACAUGUGAGGGGGCAGUGAAGACCAAUUUUGAUUGAUAUCUUAGGGUAGGAAGUUGGAGGAUUUAGGGAUACCCAGUGACUGAAUUCUAGGUUACAUCAUCAAUAACAUUAAUUUCUUGACAUAGAAGCUGACCAGCUCUCAGCAUUUUGUAAUCAUUGCAGAGCGCAGGCUAGGGGCUCUGGGGCCCCAGCCCUGCCAGUUUAUAAUUGAUGUAGGUUAACUCUAUUCCCCAGUUUCCUCAUCUGUAGAAUCAGGUAAGUGGCAUACUUUUUUCACAGAGGAAUUACAAAAAUAAAACACAAUAAUAUCUGUGAAAA
This is a messenger RNA of Nomascus leucogenys (northern white-cheeked gibbon), 2045 nucleotides long. RefSeq lists its product as uncharacterized. The record is from RefSeq and is a predicted model, not a curated record. The transcript is spliced from 4 exons. The coding region runs from base 4 to 495 and encodes 163 amino acids. Lineage: Eukaryota; Metazoa; Chordata; Mammalia; Primates; Hylobatidae.